Molecule: messenger RNA, 1353 nt
Organism: Neltuma alba
Lineage: Eukaryota; Viridiplantae; Streptophyta; Magnoliopsida; Fabales; Fabaceae
Product: probable LRR receptor-like serine/threonine-protein kinase At3g47570
Exons: 6
Coding region: 1-1353 (450 amino acids)
Molecular function (GO): protein binding
Source: RefSeq, a predicted model, not a curated record
AUGGCAAACCUUAUCUUUCAUUUCUGCUUCAUCUUCUUCAUGGUUUGUUCAGGUUUAUGCCAGUCCCAUUUUACUAAUUCCGAUAGAGGGGCGCUUCUUGCUUUCAAAUCUUCUGUUAGGGAUCGUUACAAUAACUUGCAAAACUGGUCCAAUUCGUCUUCCAUAUGCAAUUGGUCUGGAGUAACAUGUGAUUCUGAGAAUGAGAAUGAGAGAGUUAGAAUAUUGAGUCUUGCACAGAUGGGUCUCAAGGGAACCUUGCCCUCACAGAUUGGCAAUUUGUCGUUCUUAGUGAAACUUGACCUCAGCAGCAACAACUUGUAUGGCAAGUUGCCAAAAGAGUUGUUUCAGCUGCAGAGGUUAGAAACUCUCAACUUGAGCUAUAAUGCUUUCGGUGGAGAAAUCCCAAGUUCGAUGGGAAACUUAUUUACGCUUCAACACUUGAUCCUUGGCAAUAAUAGCUUUGGAGGCAUCAUUCCUAAAAGUAUAUCCAAUUUGUCUAGGUUGGAGACCUUGGAUUUGAAUUCUAAUUCUCUCCAAGGAUCUAUUCCGUUUGAUAUUGGAAGACUUCAACAUCUAAAAAUUUUACGCCUUUCUGUAAACAAGCUUUCAGGAAUUAUGCCUCCAUCUAUUUCCAACAUUUCCUCACUUGAGCGGCUCAUUCUGUCUCUCAACCUCUUACAAGGAUAUAUUCCCAUAGAAAUGAAUAAGCUUACAAAGCUGAAAAUUAUAUACUUGGGAGGGAAUAAGUUGACUGGCCAAAUACCAAGAAGUAUUGGUAACUUUAUCAUGCUUCAAGAGCUAUCUCUUUCAAACAAUAACUUACAAGGAGGUAUUCCCAACGAAAUUAGCAAUCUUACAAAUGUGAAGAAUAUAUAUCUCGAUAACAACCAAUUGUCUGGUCACAUACCAAAAAGCAUUGGAAAAUUGACUACGCUUCAAGAGUUAUCUCUUGCCAACAACUUCUUUGAAGGAAUUAUUCCUAAUGAAAUUAGAAGCCUUACAAAUCUGAAAAUAAUGGACCUAUCAGCCAAUCAACUAUUUGGCUACAUACCAAGAGGCAUUGAAAACUUGACUAUGCUUCAAAAUUUGAACCUUGAAAACAAUAAUUUAGAAGGCUCAAUACCUUUGGAAAUAGGCAAUCUUCAACAACCUGAGACAUUAUUGUUGUCUCAAAACAAAUUGAGCGAAUAUAUUCCGUCAGAAAUUUUCAACAUCUCAACUUUGAAAGUCUUGUCUCUCUACGACAACUCUCUAGCAGGAAGUCUUCCAUCAGAUUUCGGAUAUGGCCUUUCUAAUCUACAAGAGUUGUAUUUAUGGGGAAACAAACUUUCUGGAAGAAUCCCAAACAUUUGA